AUGCCUAUGGAGCCCAAGGACUGGAUUGAUGUGACCACUGAGAAGAACCACUAUUCUCUCGAUCACUUUGUCAUUCCAAAGCAUUACGAACAAGAUGUCUCCAGCAUCCUCAUUCCUCAUGGCGUUAUCAUGGAUCGUAUCCAAAAGCUCGCACGCUUGAUUGUGGAUGACGCCACUGGUCCACUUGUCGUGUGCUGUAUCUUGAAGGGUGGUCAUCAAUACUUUGCCGAUCUCGUCAACCAAAUCAAGGCUUUGACCAAGAGCAAUGGCAUGAGCGUCCCUCUCAGCUUGGAAUUCAUCCGUGUCAAGUCUUACAAGAAUGAUCAAUCUGAAGGCGUCACCAUUUCCUUGAGUGAGAGCGAAUGCAAGGACUUUGCUGGCAAGAACCUUCUUAUUGUCGAAGAUAUCAUUGACACCGGCAACACUAUGGUCAAGUUGCUUGAGCGUCUUAAGCAAUACAACCCAAAGUCUGUCAAGGUGACUUCCUUGUUGGUCAAGAAGACUUCCCGCAGCAAUGGCUAUGUUCCUGAUUAUGUUGGAUUUGCCAUCCCUGACGCUUUCGUUGUUGGCUAUGCUUUGGACUACAAUGAAUACUUCCGUGACCUCGAUCACAUUUGUGUCAUUAGCGAUCAUGGCAAACAAGCUUAUGCUAUCUGA
Messenger RNA from Lichtheimia ornata, 657 nucleotides. RefSeq names its product hypoxanthine phosphoribosyltransferase. Gene Ontology annotation, molecular function: magnesium ion binding; hypoxanthine phosphoribosyltransferase activity. Gene Ontology annotation, biological process: IMP salvage; guanine salvage; GMP salvage. The transcript has 5 exons. NCBI's taxonomy places the organism in Eukaryota, Fungi, Mucoromycota, Mucoromycetes, Mucorales, Lichtheimiaceae. The coding region runs from base 1 to 657 and encodes 218 amino acids. The record is from RefSeq and is a predicted model, not a curated record.